Molecule: messenger RNA, 615 nt
Organism: Colletotrichum godetiae
Lineage: Eukaryota; Fungi; Ascomycota; Sordariomycetes; Glomerellales; Glomerellaceae
Product: cutinase
Exons: 4
Coding region: 1-615 (204 amino acids)
Biological process (GO): carbohydrate catabolic process
Cellular component (GO): extracellular region
Molecular function (GO): cutinase activity
Source: RefSeq, a predicted model, not a curated record
AUGAAGACUCAAAUUACCAUCCUGGCCUUAGCUGCAAUGGCAACUGGAACAAUAGCAAAAGAAUACACCCAAGGAGGCUGCCGUGAGGUCAUCUUCAUAUUCGCCCGGGGUUCCACGGAAGUCGGAAACAUGGGCUCGACCGUUGGACCCCCGACUUCAGAUGGUCUAAAGAAAAAGUACGGCGACAACAAGGUGGCAACAGAAGGGGUUGAUUACGCCGCUGGUCUGACGACUAAUUUCCUCCCCGGAGGAGCUGACCCCGUCGGUGUCGAUGAAAUGAAGCGGCUUCUGACCGAUGCUACUAAUAAGUGUGGCAAGUCCAAAAUCGUGGCUGGAGGGUACAGCCAAGGAGCUGCCACCGCUCAUCGCGCGAUCGAGAACCUCCCCGAUCCAAUCAAGAGCAGAAUUCUAGGAGUCAUCACCUAUGGCGAUACCCAAAACCAGCAGGAUAAAGGGCAGAUUCCCAAUUUCCCCGAAGACAAAUUCAAACUCAUUUGCAAUGAAGGCGACAAGGUGUGCGCUGGCACCCUCGAGAUCACGCCUGCUUAUCUUGACUACGAGCGUCAUGUUUCCGAGGCAGUUGAGUAUUUGACUGGAAAGAUUGGCAACCUCUGA